This is a messenger RNA of Cuscuta campestris, 1082 nucleotides long. The record is from the annotation of a GenBank genome assembly. NCBI's taxonomy places the organism in Eukaryota, Viridiplantae, Streptophyta, Magnoliopsida, Solanales, Convolvulaceae.
AGGCUUUUGCAAUUUACGCAUUUAGGUUUACGCGAAUUCCCGUACUCCUCCAUCUCAGAUUCGCAGAGACGCCAAUCUUGUUCGCUGGGCUCUUCAAGAUCUCCAAUCUUCUUCGCCGCGCUCCAGGAUCCAACUCGCCAGUUCGCUGUGCUCCAACAUCCGACUUGCCACUUCGCCAGUUCGCCACAAUCCGAAGUGAAUCAGACUGAAAUCACCGACUCGCAGUCCAACUCUCCAGUCUCCAGUGUCCAGUUCGCCACAAUCCCUGGCUGGCAACAAUUUUGAAUCAGACUCCUCAAUCGCCAGUUUCUUCUUCAAUCGCAGAAGCUUCAAAGAUGAAGCAGCCAAGAAAGAAAUUUGAGCAUUCCAAAACUACUGCAGAAGACCCAAAUGAAAGAAUAGACUUCAAGUCUAUAUUGAAAGACAUUCAAUUCAUAGGUUCGCCACAUAUGACUUGGAAGGAAAAGAAGGCAUUGGAAAACAAAAAAGUUGUUGCUCUUGGGGGGAAGAGUCCGAAGAAGCAUAGACAACCACUUAGUGUGGCUCGAGUGAUGAUGAAGAAACAAAAGGAGAGAGAGAAGAAAGAGUUGGAAGAGAGUCUAAUACUGAGGCGAUUCGGGAUAAACACCGGCUCUAGCACUGGAAGAGACAAUCAAAGACGUAAACCAGAGGACCGGGUACUGAAAUCAAGCGUAGGUGACUUCAGGAAUGGUGUCCUCAAUGUAAGAAAUCUGUUACAACCAUCUACAUCCACCGCGCCGGUCCCCCAUGAAAAAAAGUUUGCCCCUUACAAAGGAGGGAAGAAGAGACAUGGUGGCAACAAGAAGAAGGGCAAGAAGGGAAAGCGCCACUAGAAUCAGUGUCAUUUGUUAGUCUUGUGAGAUAUCAUUCCUUAUGUGAGUUUUUGUGCUCUAAAAGACUAAAACUAUGUGGGAGUGGGGCAAAAGAAGACCAUAGUUUUGUAUGGAAAUGCUAGUAGAGGGAGUUUUACAUUGAAAAGUUACGCAUGAGUUUUUGAAACAUUAAUUUGAUAGUAUAUAACUAAAGAAAAAUAUUAUGCCAAAGAAAUGUAAACUCAGUAC